Molecule: messenger RNA, 435 nt
Organism: Lycium barbarum (goji berry)
Lineage: Eukaryota; Viridiplantae; Streptophyta; Magnoliopsida; Solanales; Solanaceae
Product: blue copper protein 1a-like
Exons: 2
Coding region: 1-435 (144 amino acids)
Cellular component (GO): plasma membrane
Molecular function (GO): electron transfer activity
Source: RefSeq, a predicted model, not a curated record
AUGGCCUUGAAAGCUUUCUUGAUUGCACUUGCUGUUGUUAGCAUGGUUGUUGCUCCAGCUAUGGCCACUGAGCAUUUGGUUGGGAUGAUCAAGGUUGGAAAAAAGUGCCUUAAAGUUUUCAAGUACAAGGAAGGAGUUCACAAUGUGUUUAAAGCAGAUCUAAUAUCCUUCCAAGAUUGUGCACCAUCUACUACUGUUACAUCCUUCAAUACUGGAAAUGAUGUAAUUGAAUUGACAUAUCCUGGCAAGAAAUGGUAUUUUUGUGGAAUAAGAGGCCAUUGUGAUCAAGGCAUGAAAUUAGCCAUUACUGUUUUGCCAGUUGAAGUGGGAUCUCCUAAUUCAAGUCCCCCUGCCUCAUCAACUGCCUUUGGGAUUAGUCCUAAUUAUAAAUUUAUUGUUGCAUUAUUUGCUGUGUUCUUGAUGAUCAUUGCUUAA